This is a messenger RNA of Rhizophagus irregularis DAOM 181602=DAOM 197198, 300 nucleotides long. The record is from RefSeq and is a predicted model, not a curated record. Lineage: Eukaryota; Fungi; Glomeromycota; Glomeromycetes; Glomerales; Glomeraceae.
AUGUCCCAAAAAACUUCAAGACUAACCUAUCAACCGAUGACUGCUGUUAUGGAUUUUUUUUACAGCAAGUUGCAAACCCAGAUGAAAUUAUUUGGAGAGAACAUUCAACUUUUAAUAUAUUCGCAAAAGAAAUUAGAAAUGAAUAUUACUCAUUAUACAAUUAGAAAAUGUUUACUUCGAAAUGGAGAAUUGAUAAUUGGAGCUAAUUUUGAUAACAUUGAAUAUAAUGAAAGCAACAUUUCCAAAACACAUUGUCCUGAACAUAUUCCAGAGGAUCUUAUAGACGCAUGGAAAGAUUAA